Molecule: messenger RNA, 5956 nt
Organism: Peromyscus eremicus (cactus mouse)
Lineage: Eukaryota; Metazoa; Chordata; Mammalia; Rodentia; Cricetidae
Gene: Dgkb
Product: diacylglycerol kinase beta
Exons: 25
Coding region: 174-2585 (803 amino acids)
Biological process (GO): intracellular signal transduction; diacylglycerol metabolic process; lipid phosphorylation
Cellular component (GO): plasma membrane
Molecular function (GO): calcium ion binding; ATP-dependent diacylglycerol kinase activity
Source: RefSeq, a predicted model, not a curated record
UUGAAACUACAAACAUCCACAGCAGUUUCAUGUGGUCAGAUUGGAUAUUCUGAAAGCCUGAGGUAGUUCAUCAUGAAACACACUGUGUAGAAUCUUUGAAGCAUAGAGAGCUCUGCCCAACACCUGGAUAAGGAAUCUCUCCUUUGGUCUGGAAGGCCUUUCUCACCUACACCAUGACAAACCAGGAGAAAUGGGCCCAUCUCAGCCCCUCAGAAUUUUCCCAACUUCAGAAAUAUGCUGAGUAUUCUACGAAGAAAUUAAAAGACGUUCUUGAAGAAUUCCAUGGUAAUGGCGUGCUUGCAAAGUAUAAUCCUGAAGGGAAACAAGACAUUCUUAACCAAACCAUAGAUUUUGAAGGCUUCAAGCUGUUCAUGAAGACCUUUCUGGAAGCUGAGCUCCCUGAUGAUUUCACUGCACACCUUUUUAUGUCAUUCAGCAACAAAUUCCCCCAUUCCAGCCCAAAUGUAAAGAGCAAGCCUGCUCUUCUUUCAGGUGGUCUGAGAAUGAAUAAGGGUGCCAUCACCCCUCCACGUUCUUCUCCAGCAAAUACGUGCUCCCCAGAAGUGAUCCACCUCAAGGACAUUGUCUGCUAUCUGUCUCUUCUGGAAAGAGGAAGACCCGAGGAUAAACUGGAGUUUAUGUUUCGGCUUUAUGACACAGAUGGGAACGGCUUCCUGGACAGCUCGGAAUUAGAAAAUAUCAUCAGUCAGAUGAUGCACGUGGCAGAGUACCUUGAAUGGGAUGUCACUGAACUUAAUCCGAUCCUCCAUGAAAUGAUGGAAGAAAUCGACUAUGACCGGGAUGGCACUGUAUCUCUGGAGGAGUGGAUUCAAGGAGGAAUGACCACUAUCCCUCUUCUUGUCCUCCUGGGUUUGGAAAAUAAUGUGAAGGAUGACGGACAGCAUGUGUGGCGACUCAAGCACUUUAACAAGCCGGCCUACUGCAAUCUCUGCCUGAACAUGCUGAUUGGCGUGGGGAAGCAGGGCCUCUGCUGCUCCUUCUGCAAGUACACAGUCCAUGAGCGCUGUGUGGCCAGAGCCCCUCCUUCCUGCAUCAAGACCUACGUGAAGUCCAAGAAGAACACGGAUGUCAUGCACCAUUAUUGGGUUGAAGGCAACUGCCCAACCAAGUGUGAUAAGUGCCACAAGACAGUGAAAUGUUACCAGGGCCUGACGGGGCUGCACUGCGUUUGGUGUCAGACCACACUGCACAACAAAUGUGCUUCUCAUCUGAGGCCUGAAUGUGACUGUGGACCCUUGAAGGACCAUAUUUUACCACCCACCACAAUCUGCCCGGUGGUACUGCAGACUAUGCCCACUGGAGGAGUUUCAGUUCCUGAGGAGAGACAGUCAACAGCUAAAAAGGAAAAAGGCAGCUCACAGCAGCCCAAUAAAGUGACAGAUAAGAACAAAAUGCAAAGAGCUAAUUCUGUUACUAUGGAUGGGCAAGGUUUGCAGAUCACUCCUGUUCCUGGCACUCAUCCACUUCUAGUUUUUGUCAAUCCCAAAAGUGGUGGAAAGCAAGGAGAACGAAUUUACAGAAAAUUCCAGUAUCUACUAAAUCCUCGUCAGGUUUACAGUCUUUCUGGAAACGGACCAAUGCCAGGGUUACACUUUUUCCGGGAUGUCCCUGACUUCAGAGUGUUAGCGUGCGGUGGAGAUGGGACAGUGGGCUGGAUUUUGGAUUGCAUAGAAAAAGCCAAUGUAGUCAAGCACCCUCCAGUUGCUAUUCUGCCUCUUGGGACUGGCAAUGACCUAGCAAGAUGCCUGCGGUGGGGUGGAGGCUAUGAAGGUGAAAAUCUGAUGAAAAUCCUAAAAGACAUUGAAAGCAGUACAGAAAUCAUGCUGGACAGAUGGAAGUUUGAAGUCAUACCCAAUGACAAAGAUGAGAAAGGAGAUCCUGUGCCUUACAGCAUCAUCAAUAAUUACUUUUCCAUUGGAGUGGAUGCUUCCAUUGCACACAGAUUCCAUAUCAUGAGAGAAAAGCACCCAGAGAAAUUCAACAGCCGAAUGAAGAACAAAUUUUGGUAUUUUGAGUUUGGCACAUCUGAAACCUUCUCAGCCACCUGCAAGAAGCUACAUGAAUCUGUAGAAAUAGAAUGUGAUGGAGUACAGAUAGAUUUAAUAAACAUCUCUCUGGAAGGAAUUGCAAUUUUGAAUAUACCAAGCAUGCAUGGAGGAUCUAAUCUUUGGGGAGAAUCUAAAAAAAAAAGAAGCCAUCGAAGGAUAGAGAAAAAAGGCUCUGACAAAAGACCCACGCUCACAGACGCCAAAGAGCUGAAGUUUGCAAGUCAAGAUCUGAGUGACCAGCUGCUCGAGGUUGUUGGCUUGGAAGGAGCAAUGGAAAUGGGCCAAAUAUACACGGGGCUGAAAAGUGCUGGCCGGCGGCUGGCUCAGUGCUCCUCUGUGGUUAUCAGGACAAGCAAGUCACUGCCAAUGCAGAUUGAUGGAGAGCCAUGGAUGCAGACCCCAUGCACGAUAAAAAUUACACACAAGAACCAAGCCCCAAUGCUGAUGGGCCCUCCCCCCAAAACUGGGUUAUUCUGUUCACUCAUCAAAAGAACAAGAAACCGAAGCAAGGAGUGACCCUGUCAGGAGAAAUUUCAAUAGGAUGUGCCAUGGAACACUUUGAACGAUUUCAAGUCUCCUGCUCUGACAGAAUCAUGGAAUUAACAGUUUUUGUUAUUGGGUUGAUGUAAAAUUUGGCUAUUAGGAAAUUUAUCGUCUCUGUUUUUAUAGGCAUCUUUGCAUGAAAAAAGUAGACGUUUAUAUGAUGUGAUACUGCAGAUUUCAGUUGCAUGCAUUCCCCUAGGUUUUUCUGUCUCCCACACACGUCUUACCCCAUCUCCAUUUACAAACUGUGAGGAAAAACCUGUGAAAGAGCAAGGAACUCUGAUGGGAAAUGAUUCUUGACGUAAUUGCUAUUGUUGGCAAGCACUAAUAAGUAAGGCUGCAAUGAUCCAGAGUGCAAACUGCCAUCCUUUGCCCUGCUAGAAUCAGUGUAUCCAUGGUAUUAGACCUGUGUCUCAAGGAGGAGCUGAAAUCAAAGAUUUUAUUAAGUAGUUGCCUCUGAUACCAUGCUAUAUCUAAAUAGUCUUUCUUCAACAUCUUUACUCUUCUGAAUGGACAUUAAAAUAUCAGGCAUAAGAUUUUUCUUGUGCUAAAAAAUAGAAAAUGUUUUUUGUUUAGCUUUGUUUUCAAUUAAAAAAAUGAGUGAAAAUAUGUUACUGGCAGUAAUUGUGAUAAUAUAAAGAGCCUUAGUCCUUUCUGCAUGAGAAUGUAGACACAGAUGUAUAAUCACACUAGUAGCCAAAUAGAUGUUUUAAACUAUGUGCCUAAUGAAUCUGUUUCCCACCAAAGAAUCAGAAAAUUAUAGUUCUUAUGAGUUUGUGAAAAGCAAAAUGUUGGAACAGAGUGAGUUACCCACUUGUUGUAUUAAAAUGCUCACUAUUCAAAAACAGUAAAUCAUGCAACACGAUCAAAGCUCAACAGCCAAUUUCGUGGCCCUUGGGUCCCUCUACCAUAUAUGACUAAUUCUUAAUGGCUAUUUUAAGAAUACUUCAAGAAGGCGAAUGACUGCAUUGGUUCCCUUCUAGGGUAAAUUGGUACCUGCAAUAAUAUUGAGCUCAUCAAAGCAAAUCAUGCAUGCAAUUAGCCCCUUACUGCCCAUUCAUUCCAGCCCCAUAUCUAUGACAUUUCAAAUGUUUGGGAAUAUAGAAUGGCCUAGAUCACUGUUUAAGGUGUUCGUGGCAUGGUUUGCAUCUUUGGUUGUUUAAAGAAAUUGUGGAACUAUUACUUUUCAUUGUGUUUCUUUGAGGCUAUCAUAUGAAAUGAAAUACUUCUGAGCAGCCUCAGUGUAGUUCAGUCAUACUGACCUGAAUCUCAUCACUGCAAGUUUUAUGUUUUCAAACACGCUAGCAGGAAAACGUGUGCUUGAAAUGCAUGAUUUAUCAGCUUUCCUCUCUGCUCUGCAUUAAAGUGCUAAUGAUUUAUCAGUUCUAUUUUUCUAUUGAUUCAUUCAUCUUUGAAUAACAAAUAGCAGUUAGUGAUUCUGUUGAAUACAACCCUGUGCAUGGAUUUAUUGAUUUCAAGUGAAAUUGCUGUAAUUUUAGUUCUUUGGUUUGAAAACUCAAGUGAAUGCUGUUGUAUCAAAUAGCUGCUCUCAAGCAAUGUCUGUAAUGGAAGAUUAUGUAUAAAGUGUAUUCCUUUAGUAUUCCAGGAACAUGGGAUGCUAAACACCAAUCAACAAUAACUUUAAUUGCUUUAAAAAUAAAAGCUUUUGAAUAGAAUUCAGACAUAAUUUAGCUUUCCCAGGAAAAUUAUGAUUAAAAUUACAAAUCAAGUACAGCAAUCAGUUGUCCUAGCAUAGUAAUAAUAAAGUAGUUAUUCAGCAGAACAGUAAUCUAGACCAAAAUAACACUCCACACAACCAGAAAAGCAUCACCAACAUAAUGUCCCUUACCACACCCACUGCUGUUGUCCAUCUAUGAUUACAGGUGAUAAAUAUUUUUACACAAAUUGUUGAGUUUUUCUAUAAAUGGGGCAGGCAGACCUUGUGUCAAAAUACUACUCUGAAUCCACAAAUUAUUUUAUGUUCAGGAGGACACCUGGGCAGGAGCAGUUUCUCAGUCAUUUGCAGCAUUUUUGCACUGGGAAAUGAUUGUAGAAAAUGAAAGAGCUGGCCUGUAUGAUUUCAGGAACAGAACUAGUGGGCUCUGCUGCAGGAUCACAGCCUGUGCUAAGAGGCACUACAUUUCAGUCCAUUGGAUUCAUGGGUAACACUAAUAAAUCUUCAAAAAGAAAUCAAAUUUGACUUUUCUAAACUCAUUUUUUUUUAAGAUAAAUGAUGUGCUUGCCCUUUGAGUACACUACUCCUGGGGUUUGGAAAGUAGUUUUUUAAAAAUCUACUUUGAUGAUUUUGAAAUAAGAGAAGAUAUUCUCUUCUUUUUUAUGACAGCUUCAUGUGAAGAAUAUAUAUUUUAAGGAAAAUUCUAAAUGGAGAGUUCUAUGGCAUAUUAAAAUACUGAAUAAUGAAUGUUAGCUUUACAAAAUGGAAACUUUUCUUCCAGGCGUGUGGGUGUUGGAGGUGUUGAGUCAACCUCUUUUAGCUAGAGUAGGCAUACUAGUGAUAGAGUUUUAAGUGAAGGGGUGUGAAAAUGAAUACUGCCCUAACUUACAAGGGUCAGGAUUUUGAGGAUGGAGUUUCAUACCCUGCUACACACUGCCAUAUACUAAAUUGUUAAUGAGAGAAGACAGAUGCCAGAAUUAACCUAAAGCGCACACUUUCGGGAAACAGGAAGGAUGAUAUCUCAGUGGAACUAGAAUUUCAAAGGUCAUGUGUGUAUUUUCUCACUUCUGACCAUGUGCAUAUUAUCUGUAAUUGAUGUGGAAAGUGAUGAUCAGGAUUUUGUAAUAGAAGGGAAAAUCUUUUUACUUUGAAUGGGUCAUGUGCCUGUAUUCAUUCUAGAUGUAACUGAUCAGGUGUUCAGUCCAGACAAUCUCCUGAACGUAAAAAAGUGAGUACCAAGGAGUCAUGCACACAUUCCACAGAUUGUCCAGUUGUCUGCUUUUAGGGGCUGGAGGCAAGUACAGUUUUCAGGGCAGAAUCUGUUUGAGUCUGAGACUGUCUAUGCUACUCAAGCAAGAUCGGACUUUUCAAUGGUCCCUUUCCUUUUUCUGUUAGUGUUAGCUGGUUUUCUGUUUGUUUUGAAAAGAAAAGUAUACUGUUUAUGGUACAGAUAACCCUCGAAGAAUUACUCAAUGCAUAACUUAUAUUUCACAUUAAAAGGUAAAGCCCUUUAAAGUAUAUUGAGGCUGUGGAAUUUAAUAAAAACGAAUAAAUAAAUCUCAUAAAAGCCUUUCAUUCUGUGAAAGACAGAAAUCAGACCCUUAAACCAGCCAAUUGAACUGCAUUGUGUUUAAAGGUUUGAGGAAAUUCUCAUUUGAAUCUUUCUAUA